This is a messenger RNA of Capronia coronata CBS 617.96, 978 nucleotides long. RefSeq lists its product as uncharacterized. The coding region runs from base 1 to 978 and encodes 325 amino acids. Lineage: Eukaryota; Fungi; Ascomycota; Eurotiomycetes; Chaetothyriales; Herpotrichiellaceae. The record is from RefSeq and is a predicted model, not a curated record. The transcript is spliced from 2 exons.
AUGAGCGUUGUCUUUGCCGUCUCAUCAGCCUUGAUCACUCGAGAUCUAGACCCUAACUCCUCCAUCAUCUCAAGGCGUUGUGUGGAAGAUGUGCUCAUGAUAUCGCAAAGAACUCCCUCGGCCGGCGACCCGAUAGAUGCGACAAAAUGGACGUGUACGGCGCUAUGUGCACUUGCUCUCUGUGAGCUGAUCAGUCCAACCUCCGGUCAAUUGUGGGAUCUGCUCGGAAGGGCCAUGUCGAUGCUGGAUGACCUCUGUGCGGAGUAUCAUCUAGUACACAGGGACUUGGACGAUGACUAUCGACGAAUAGAGCGUUCGCUUCUCAAGCUAGAGUGCUCUACCGCCAUGCAUUUCAGGCGCCCUUCUCCCUUUUGUGCGAUGCGGCUGAGUGUCUCCUCUGACAAACCCUCCGUAUCCACCGACUUGCCCGACGAGCUCAAAGUAAUGAGCCAUUUGUUCGACAUAGCCGAAAGGUUCACGACCUUGCCUCGUCCGUCAGACAGCCUCAUGGAGAGUCUCAUUCCUUUGCAGAUGCAGCUGGCUUCGACAGACUCACAUGUCAGCAUACAAUCAGCGACGCUUUACACUGCUUUACAUCCCUUGUUGACCGAUUGGGACAUGGCCACGAAGGGGAUGCUUGAUAGCCAUUCGAAAAGGCUACGCCUCGUUAUCGCACAUUCUGCGUCUACUGUUAUCAAUCACUUUGCUCGGCUUGACGGAGAGAAGAGAAUCAUAAGUCUAUGGAUGGCAGCUGACAAGGUCCUUGAAGCUGGAUUGGUCUGGGCGACCUAUCUGAUGCACCGCCGCACCGCACCAACAGAAUAUGAACCAUCCGCACCGAUGGGACCGCUCGUGGCCAUGAGCCCGAUCCUGAAAGUUUCUGCCCUGUUGGCAUCAUUCUCGGCACGCUGGGAAAGCGGGAUUGCACAUGCCCAAGCCUGGGAGUCCCUUGUUGAGCUGCUCUGGAAUGUGGUCUGA